UAAAUAUGCAGCAGAGCGUAAAUUUGGUGUUUAUGCUAUUGCUGCUGCUGCUGGUAGGAAGAGACGUUAGAUCGCGUGUGUACAUCGAGAGCUCUACGGAGGGAUUCAGCGAUUUGCUCUCGCUAGUGGAGAAAGAAAUCCCGAAUGAUGAUUCUUCCUGCACCAUUUCGCUACACCGUGAUCUUACGGCCGUGCAACCUUUGCUGCUCCAACCGGGCACUGAUGAGUUUCUCUGGCCUCAGCUAAACAGCACCACCAUCGCCCUAGACUAUGGUCAAAUGGUUGAAUUGUUCUGCUCACACGGAUUCCGCAAAGGUUCACCAGUCGGUGGAAAAUCGAAAUUAGUCACACUCAUGUGCGAAGCUGACGGUAGACUUGGUUAUCAAUCGGAACAGUACAACAUAUCGGACUUUCCCUGCCAGCGACCCGUAUUCCACGUCGCCGAACGUACCGGUGCCCGCUGCUACGACAAUGGUACGAUUGUGCGUGUCGGGUUCAGUGUUGGAGCAGAUCGAUUCGUACAGCUGUAUGAGGUGUGCUUCGACGAAACACACCUGCGAAGUCAUUACGUGAAACAUAGGCUAACACCGCACAACGCGCACCAUCAACGGUCGGUGAAAAGGCCUUCCUUUCUGCAGGGCGCUUUCUACGGUGAGCUAAAGAUGGCUUCACUCUACACGUACGCAGCACAGUAUGCAACUCUGACCCGCAUUCUGGGCUCAACGACUCGUGCCGACGCACUGCUGGACAACAAGAAGGGACUCUUCUUUGCCCGCGGUCAUCUGGCCGCAAAAUCGGACUUUGUGUACGGAUCGCAUCAGCGUGCCUCCUUUUGGUUCAUGAACGUAGCACCACAGUGGCAACGGUUCAAUGGGUUCAGCUGGCAGCGGAUCGAAACGGGGCUUAAGGCGUACGUAGCUUCGAACGAUCUGCGGCUGACGGUGUAUACGGGCACGUACGGUGUGCUGAAACUGCUUGACGGAAACGGUGAUCCGCAGGAAGUUUUUCUCGAUUUUGAUCCAAACCGUGAUCCAGCGGGUCGGGUUCCAGCGCCGGCCCUAUUCUACAAGGUGUUGAUAGACGAGGAACAUGAUGCAGGGUUGGCAUUGGUUGGUGUGAAUAAUCCACACGCCAGCGAGGAAGAGAUCGCCGAGAGCUAUGUGAUGUGCAAGGACGUUAGUAGUGAGGUCCGGUGGUUACGGUGGGAUCGUAACUCGAUCGCAGACGGUUACGUGUAUGCCUGUGAUGUGAAUGAGUUUAACCAGGUAAUAGGACAUUUGGUGCUGGAUCGUCCUGUAGGUGGGCUGUUGGUUUAA
Molecule: messenger RNA, 1316 nt
Organism: Anopheles maculipalpis
Lineage: Eukaryota; Metazoa; Arthropoda; Insecta; Diptera; Culicidae
Exons: 2
Coding region: 6-1316 (436 amino acids)
Biological process (GO): apoptotic DNA fragmentation
Cellular component (GO): nucleus; mitochondrial inner membrane
Molecular function (GO): metal ion binding; nucleic acid binding; single-stranded DNA endonuclease activity
Source: RefSeq, a predicted model, not a curated record